Galeopterus variegatus (Sunda flying lemur) is the source of this 1326-nucleotide messenger RNA. RefSeq names its product collagen alpha-1(XIII) chain-like. The transcript has 24 exons. The annotation marks the transcript as partial. Lineage: Eukaryota; Metazoa; Chordata; Mammalia; Dermoptera; Cynocephalidae. The record is from RefSeq and is a predicted model, not a curated record.
AUGUCCCCGCCCACCUCCAUCCGUGCAGCAGGCAUCCUCCAGCCUCCUUCUGUGGCCCCAUACACGGGUGCCCCCGGAGAUGCUGGCAUGUCCAUCAUCGGUCCCCGCGGCCCCCCUCGAGGGGUAGCCCCGGAAAGACUGGGGCUAGCCCGGUGGGCGGAUGAAGCCCAGCCUGCCUAUUUCCCUGCUCUCAAUGGAGAGAGCCAGCAGGAAGCAGGAGUCCCCCCAGUCUACAGAGAGGGGUUGGAGAACAAAUUGCCUGGUUAUGCCAUGGGAGGGGGCUGCAGGGAGCCAAGCAGCCAAGAGAGGGCCGAGGGUCAGCCGGGCACCCGAGGCUUUCCUGGAUUUCCGGGUCCGAUUGGACUAGACGGCAAACCGGGCAACCCAGGACCAAAAGGGGAGAUGGGUCUGACGGGUCCCCGAGGACAGCCGGGACCUCAAGGACAAAAAGGAGAAAAGGGUCAGUGUGGAGAAUACCCGCACCGGGAGUACUUAAGCGGCACACUAGCAGCUCUACGCUCCAACCAGAUAAUUACCCUGAAGCUGCUGCCUCUCCUCAAUUCAGUGCGACUGGCUCCACCGCCAGUCAUAAAAAGGCGGACCUUCCAGGGUGAACAGGGCCAGGCCGGCAUCCAAGGGCCACCAGGGCCACCAGGCCCCCCUGGACCAAGUGGCCCCCUGGGGCAUCCAGGACUGCCAGGGCCCAUGGGGCCACCUGGCUUACCUGGGCCUCCUGGACAGAAGGGAGACCCAGGGAUCCAGGGCUACCACGGCCGGAAGGGAGAACGGGGCAUGCCAGGGAUGCCAGGCAAGCAUGGAGCCAAGGGAGCUCCUGGGAUCGCCAUGGCUGGAAUGAAGGGUGAGCCGGGGACCCCAGGAGCCAAGGGUGAAAAAGGGGCUGCAGGUUUCCCCGGGCUGCCUGGCCUCCUGGGGCAGAAGGGAGAGAAGGGCGAUGCUGGCAACUCCAUUGGGGGAGGUCGGGGGGAGCCGGGCCCUCCAGGACUCCCUGGGCCUCCAGGGCCAAAGGGAGAAGCAGGAGUGGACGGCCAGACUGGCCCCCCAGGGCGGCAAGGAGACAAGGGAGAGCCCGGAGCAGCUGGAGAACAGGGACAAGCUGGUCCCAAGGGCUGCAAAGGAGAACCAGGGAAAGGAGAGAUGGUGGAUUAUAACGGAAACAUCAACGAGGCUCUCCAGGAGAUCCGAACGCUGGCCUUGAUGGGGCCUCCAGGAAAAGAUGGGCCUCCAGGAAUGAAGGGAGAAAACGGACACCCAGGGAGCCCAGGAGAGAAGGGAGAGAAAGGGGAGAUGGGACAAGCAGGCUCACCG